Molecule: messenger RNA, 685 nt
Organism: Phlebotomus papatasi
Lineage: Eukaryota; Metazoa; Arthropoda; Insecta; Diptera; Psychodidae
Product: KN motif and ankyrin repeat domain-containing protein 2-like
Exons: 1
Coding region: 29-574 (181 amino acids)
Biological process (GO): negative regulation of actin filament polymerization
Cellular component (GO): cytoplasm; cytoskeleton
Molecular function (GO): protein binding
Source: RefSeq, a predicted model, not a curated record
GGCACAGAGUUCAGCUGUCGUUGAAUAUAUGGCCACCCUGGCGGAUGCCAAUGGCAAUACAGCUCUCCACUAUGCAAUUUCCCAUGGGAAUUUCCCUGUGGUGGGUGCAUUGCUUGACAGUGGUGCCUGUGACGUCAAUCGCUGCAACAAUGCAGGCUACACUGCCAUAAUGUUAGUAUCCCUGGUGGCGCUGACGUCAAUGGAGGCAAAACGUGUGGUAGAACGGCUAUUUCGGGUGGCAGAUGUCAAUUUGCGGGCCCGGAAGCAUGGUCAAACGGCCCUUAUGCUAGCUGUCAGCCAUGGAAAUGUCAAUAUGGUGGCCAUGUUGAUUGCAGCAGGUGCUGAUGUCAAUGCACAGGAUGAAGAUGGCAGCACAGCACUGAUGUGUGCUGUUGAACAUGGAAAAAUGGACAUUGUGAAAGUUUUGCUGGCACAGCCACAGUGUGAUUCAUCGAUUCAGGACAUGGAUGGCAGUACAGCACUUAAGAUAUCCCUAGAUGCUGGAUUUCACGAUAUUGGCAUACUUCUCUAUGCCCACAAUCGGGCUUCUAAGCACAGAAACGGUGCCACUUAAGUGCUUCCUUUUAAUUUACCUAAUCAACAAGUUGUUUUUUUCAAACAUCUUUUUUUUACAAAUGUAUUUCCUCAUUGCCUCAAUUCUGAACUAAUAAACUUCACUACAAUA